Messenger RNA from Trichoderma asperellum CBS 433.97, 6158 nucleotides. RefSeq lists its product as uncharacterized. Lineage: Eukaryota; Fungi; Ascomycota; Sordariomycetes; Hypocreales; Hypocreaceae. The record is from RefSeq and is a predicted model, not a curated record.
CGAGUCCACCCAAACCACCGCAGCUUUAUCACGAUCUUUUUAUGAACACAAGCUGGAUUGCGACCGGAGCUUCUCGUCUUCCAGGACUGGGAGGCAGCGCCAAUACAGCAACCGCUCUUGCUUGGUAAUUUUUUAGCCUUGAUUUUUCCUCUCCUUGCAGCAGGCUGCACCGUGAUACAUACAUAAUCCCCAAUUGUCUUUUAUCGCUUCCGCAGGUGGCGCCUCUCUCGUCUCGUCUCAGCGGAGCCUAGGUAAGCAAGCAGGCGGGCGUCACUCGCAUUCUCGCCCACCGCACGCUGCAUUCCAGGCGACGUGCAAGGCAUGCCCUAUUCUGAACGACCGGGCUCUUUCGGCGCUGAGCCUUACCUGAGACAUCAACAUUCUGCGACCUCCGACCACGGAUUCAACCCAAUGUGGGACAGCGCAGACUCCGAGCGUGCGUCGCUCAAUCCUGCGUCUCCAAAGCAGGCAACGCGGAGCGGCACAUCGCCGUAUCCAGUUUCGAGCGCCAUCCAGUCUGCCCAUGCUGCGCUUACUGAGCGGGUGAAGGAAAACAGCACCACCCAUGUGCCCCCUCCGACCAAGCGCUUCAACGACCCAUCGCCUGACCGAACCAUCGCCAAAGUCGGCGGGCCGCACCGCAGACUGCAGUCCAUGCAAACAGGCUCUGUGCGAGACAUCAGUAUGAUGCUGGAGAACAACUCCAACAAUAGCCCCAGCACUUCGCCGAUCAAGUCGUAUGAAAAGCCAGAAAGGCUACCUAGACCGUCUACGCCGCCGGGCCUCCGAGAGAGCAGCUCUUUUGAAACUCGCAUCUACGACAAGGAGAUGAAUAUGUCAGCACCAUCGCUGUCGAGCAGCUUGACGCCCAUUGUGCGACCUACCGUCCGUCGGCCAGCGCCGCAAAGCAUUCUUUCAGAAAACACCCCGCCUCAGUCGUCAACCAUGUUAGCUUUGCAAAGUAUGCCCAGUGGAUCGCCAACCAAGGAGGCCGAGAAUCCGCUUUCCAACAUCACCAAUGGAUCGACCAGUAGUGGUAAGGGAGCGACCAUGGAUACUUUGGCCUCGCAGAUCCUUAGCCUGACCAGUAUCGCGAGCUCCCUGCAAAAGGAGAUGGCAGCACUCAGUCGGCGUAGCAGAGACAAUGCUACAGAUUUGCUUAGCCUCAAAGAGGCUACCAACACUCGAGACGAAGACAUCAGAAAGAGCCUCAGAGAUUUGUUAGGCAAUAUCAACGAUCAGUCAGCCAAGAUCGCCAGAGACUCAUACAAUGGCUACUACAUCGAUAGCAAGGCCCAUCCGCAGUCUCCCAACAGUGGGCGGACCUACCAGAUGCCCCGAAUUCCUUCGCCCAAGAGCUUUGCUGAAUCUAUUGAUCGUGCAUCCAUGAGCACCCCGUCCCUUGUAGGUGGCGACAAUUCAGGUGCAACCUCAAUUCUUCUUUUGGAAAAGAUCCUGCGUGGUCUGGGCACCAGAGAUGGCCAAGAGUCACUCCUCAGCCAUCUCCUUGAGCUCUCAGAGAAGCUCUCAGGCAUGGCAACUGCUGCCAAAGUAGAGGAGCUUGUGGACUUUGUCCGACUGCAGACUGAGAGCGCUAUGGUGCCCGUCGGUCAAUCUACUCGAAGAUUCAGCUUGGACCAUGAGGGUAGCAUUUCUCAUCAUGGCCAUAGCAGUGCCAUUGCUCCACGCAUGCUCAAUAACAUAGGUGACUCCCGCAGACCAGCUACUUCCCAAGGCAUCUUGAACGAUGACGUGCUCAAUAUAAUUCGUAAUGUCAAAGAUAGCGUCGCAGCAAGCGGCGGUCUAACUGCGGAGGUAAAAGCUCUUGUUCGAGAAUUACGCGGAGAAGUUUUGGGCAUGGGCCGAGAGCUCGGCAAGAGGCUGGAGAAUGUCACUAGCAAAUCAGGAGGCAACUUCGAGCCAUCGUCCUCGACUAGUAAGGAUGAAGUUACGCGGGUUAUUGACGAGGGCCUUGAGCAGAUGAAUGAGCAGCUCAGUCAGGUUCUCAGAGAGCACCGCCGCCAAUCUCAAGCAUCCGCUCCUAUGCAAAAACUCACUAUUGAUUACCAAGAAAUAUACGCAGCCUUAAGGGCUGCUCUCAAAGACAUUGACGCAUCCAAAGAGAUGCCAGACUUGAACAGAGAUGAUGUCCUUGAGGCUGUGCGCGAAGCAUGGGAGAACUAUAAGCCUGAGAUUGAAGUGCAGCAAAUCGGACUGGAGAGAGACGAAAUCCUAGAGUGUCUUAAAGAAGGCCUUGAGAAUCAAAUGCCUCCUGCAGCCACCAGAGAUGAGAUUUUGACAGCGGUCGUCGAAGGUUUAAAGCACUACGUGCCUCCUCAGAUGGAUACUGCAGCCUCUAUGUCGAGAGAUGAGAUCAUAGAAGCCGUCCGAGAAUGUCUAGAGGAAUUCGAGUUCCCGGUGGCUCCGUCGGCGCUUGGGAAUGAGCUAACUCGCGAAGAUAUGCUUCGUGCUGUCAAAGAGGGCCUCAAUGAUCUAGAUCUUGGAAAGAGCAAUGCACUUGUGCCGACUCGCAACAACGAUGAAAUCAGCGCCAAGCUUCAUGAGCUGAUGGACUUUAUGAAGAUGGAGUUUAGGGCCGUUUCUGACGAAGCCAAAAACAACGUGGCGGCCCACGGCCGAGACACUGAGCACCUCUUGGACGCUACGAAAGACGGCCUUGAGCAUCUCCGUGUAGCCAUUGAAAGCUAUGUUGACCGUGCCACCGGUGUUGCUGGCCAGGAAGAGUUCCUGGAGGGCCUUUUGAAGUCUAUGGAAGAUUUCAAGGAAGAAAUGUCGGUGCUUGUAUCAAAGGCUAAUGCAACUUCUCGAGAGCAACUCCAAACCGAAUUGGAAGGACUGCGAGAUGUUGUCCAUUCAUCCAUGGUUCCGGCCGCUCCUCUAAUGCCGCAAGCCCACAACGACGAUCUCUUGGACGCUCUCCGGAAAGGACUGAGCAAUCUGCGACAAGAAAUCCUCCGACCACGGCCAGAGACCAGCGAAAUUCUCGAUGCUCUUAAUGAUGGCCUGAAUGACAUUCGAGCUGGCAUCGACAGAAUUACGAACAAGCCGGUGGAUCUCACCGCCAACGAUGAGAUUCUCGACGCUCUCAAGGAAGGAUUGGAUGGCGUACGAUCUGACAUUGGGACAAUUCGAGACUCGAGCAACGACAGGGCAGUUGCCAUUCGCACUGUCAACAGCGAGAACAAUAACGAGAUGGCGAUCAUCCCUGCUGAUAUGGCCAAGCAUGACGAUAUCAAGAAUCUCGAAAUUUUGAUUACCCAACUGCGAGCCAAGAUUGAAGAGAUGGGGUCUCCUGCCGGAGCCACAGCGGCUCCCAAGAUUAAUAUGAGCCAUCUCGAGAAUAUGCUUCACGAUGUACAAAGAAGCGUUAAUGAACUCAAGUCCCGCGCGCCCGUCAUAGUCCAAGCUGCUAAGCCGCGCGAAGGGUCGGAGCAGGACAAAGACCAGUCGGAGACGCCAAAGGAGGGAGAAGAGUACGUUAUGAGAAGUAUUCCUUCCAUCUUCACUAAAAGCGGUGGCAAUCCGACAAAGGAAGAUGUUGCGGCUAUUGAGAAUAUUCUGCGCAACACCAAGUCUCGCGUAGAUCACCUCAUUGAUGGUGAUCAAGCAGUGCGACGAGAGCACAUCGAUACACUGGAAUCGCUCAUCUUGGAGUCUCGAGAGGCUAUCCGAUCAGUCAACCGGCAGCUGGAGGACAUCCCCAACUUAUUCCACAAAGAUGACUUUGCUAAGCUGACUACAAUCAUUACUGAUCUCGGAGAGGGUUUGGAGGCUAUUAAAGAUCAUGCUGAGAGAGAGGCUCUAAGCCCUGAAAAGGUCAGAAAGUCGGAUGUCCAGGCUGUUGAGACGGUUGUACGGGAUAUCAAGACGCUCGUUGACGGGAUUGCAGUGGCCGACUUCGCCACCAUCACUACUCGAGAGGACCUUGCUAAACUGGAAGAAAUGAUGAAGGCGACCAAAGAAACUUUCGACAACUAUCACGAAACAUCGUCCAAGGCGCUAGUCGACCGCAAGUCUGAUAUUAAUACCGUGUAUGACCGCAUCCAAGAAGUCAAGUCCUUCAUUGAAGAAUUCCAGGCCGAAAUUCGAAAUAAACUCAUGGAUGGCUCUGAAAGCGUCGGCAAGGCACUGCAAUCUAUAAGCCAGAAAGUCGACAAGAAUGAGAGCGUGGGCGGAGACGUCAAAGACAUGUUUGAAGUCAUGAAGAGCGAAUUUGAGAUUUCCAAGGAGGCCAUUGCUGGAUCCAGGAUCGAGUCCAAUGAGAAGCUCGACGAGGUUACUCAGAAUAUUCGCACCAAGAUUGACGACAAGGUCAAUGAGCUCUUGGCCAAGAAUGAGGCUCUUCGGGUUAUGAUGGACGAAAAGUCGCAAGCUGCCGAGGCACGCGAGAUCGUCACUGAGUCGGCUUUGUCGGGCACCAAGGCUGUUGCUGAUGAACUAAAGCUCCUGAUUGAUACUCUUGGAUCAACCGUCACCGAUUCUUUGGAGAAGAUGGAAGAGGCUUCCAAGACUGUCUUCACCAAGGUUGAAGAAGUAGCCACUCGCUCAGAAGAAACUCACAGCGAAGGCAAAGCCGAUCACCAACAGACGCGCGAUCAGCUUCGCGAAGCUGUCGGCAAGGUCGAAGGCAGUGUCAGCGAAUAUCAACCUCAGAUCUUGGAGGCGGUCAAGAGCAUCCUUGGUCUCGUUGGUGACCACUUUGAGCACUCCAAAGGCAUCCAGGACAAAGUGAUGGGAGCGAUUCCCACAGAACAGGCUUUCAGGGCCAUGAUGCCAGAGAAGUACGACGACGCCAUUGUCCACCAGAAGCUGGAUAAGAUUGUGCAGCACAAUGAUGAUGCGGCACGUGCCUUUGUCCAGCUUCAGACACUCGACAAGGUUCACCAGUUGGUUGUGGAGAAUGCUGCAGAGCUAUCCGAAUUCCUUUCCAAGCAGACUAAGCACGCUGUGGAAGAACGCGACAACCGCGCUAAGCUCUUGGAGGAGACCAAUAUUGCUCUUGAGAGAGCCAUCACAGAACGAAAGCAUGCUGAUGCGUCUGUCAAAGAGCUAAAGGAAGAAGAAGAAUGGCUGAAACGCAGCGUCUUGUCUCUACGGAACGAGCAAGAGGGCUUGAUGAAGCAAAAGACCCGCCUUACCGGCGAUGUCUCUGCCCUCGAGACGGCACUGCGCUUACGCAAGGAAGAGCUCCUCGAGAUGGAAGUUCGAGCCGAAGGUUUGGAACGACGAAUCUUCAAUGGCGUCAUGGAUCACUCUCGAGUGCUUCUCUUUGGCAAGAAAGCCAAGGGUGGUGCCGACUCUAUGAACCGCAAGCGAGUUAAGAAGUCAGGUGGCGACGACGGUACAUCAUCUCCGCGAGGUAUCGCAACGGCUCUCUCCUCGGGAAGAAACCCCAUGGCGCCGGGCCAAGUAGGAACUACGCGACGUAUUGCGUCUCUCAGUCAGAUGACAAACAACGUGGCAGCGAACCCCAUCACAAGAAGUCAUAGCGUGAAGACUCCGACUGUUAGUGUCAACGGCCAUCGCAAGCGCAGCUGGGGUCCCACAGCGCAAAAGAGUGGGUUGAGCGCAGAGGACAAGGAGAACGUCAAUGUUGACGAGACGGUGGAAGAGCUCGACGAGGGCGACAUGGUCAACGUAACCCAUGAAUCCGCCGCAGUCGACGACGGAGCGGACGAUCGCUCAGAGUACGAGGAGGAGAUUGAUGAGGACGACGACGCAGAGCGGCACGACGGAAGCGAUGGCACGCAGAUACGACGGGACAGCAAGGGGUAUGAGGACGAUUCUGAAAGUGAAUACGAGGAGAGCAUUGAUGGCGACGACGAGCCUCAUGCUGCUGUAGUUGUUCGAUAAGGGAUGAGAGUUGGUAUAGUAAUGGGAGGAUUGAAUGGUUUACGAUUUUGUCGAAUUGGUUCGCCUGGAGGCAUUGUUUGUUUUCUUGUUGACUUUUUUUUUCUACUACCCCUUUCUUCUUAUUCCCUUCUUGCCUUUUGGCACUACUGCCCCAUUCUCUUGACUUGAUGUUUUGCGGAGAUGGAUAGUUAUGAGGAGACAUGAUAGCCGCUGUUUGAUACCUGUAUGUAGCUUUGAACGAUAAUUGAUAGUCACGUUAUAUUAUAACAUACAAUUGUUGACCA